This is a messenger RNA of Telopea speciosissima, 1515 nucleotides long. Its product is annotated as probable disease resistance protein At4g27220. The record is from RefSeq and is a predicted model, not a curated record. The coding region runs from base 1 to 1515 and encodes 504 amino acids. Gene Ontology annotation, molecular function: protein binding. Lineage: Eukaryota; Viridiplantae; Streptophyta; Magnoliopsida; Proteales; Proteaceae. The transcript has a single exon.
AUGAAUGAAGCCAGAAAUAGGUUGCAUACGGUGCUGGACACACUUAAGCGGUCAAGUUUGUUGUUAAAUGUUGACAAUCCUACAAGAAAUGGGUGUGUUAGAAUGCACGAUAUCGUUCGAGAUGUGGCCAUUUGGAUUGCAUCACAUGAAGACCAACAUGGCUUUGUUGUAAAAGCUGGAAGUGGACUGGAGGAGUGGCCAAAUAUGGAGAACCUGAGAAAUUGCAAGCAACUUUCGCUAAUGCAAAAUGAAAUAAAUAAGUUCCCCGAACAGAUGGGUUAUUGCUCCCAACUUGGGACUAUAUCAUUACGGGAUAAUCGAUCUCUGAGUGAAAUCCCUGAUGGAUGUUUUGAGGGUAUGAAAUCACUCAAAGUUCUAGAUCUCCGAAACACAAAUAUUGUUUCAAUACCAUCGUCAUUCUCAUGGUUAACGGAGCAGCUUCGAGUGUUACAUCUAAAUGUGGUGGAGUUUUCUUUAGAUUUGUCAUUGGUUUGGAGUAUGAAGAAACUUGAAAUACUCGACCUAAGUGGCUCCAACAUAAGGAUUUUACCACAAGAAAUAGGAGGAUUGACAAAUCUAAAGUCCUUGGAUUUGUCAAGAAACUCUUGGUUGAUUAUUCCCCCAAAAGUCCUGUCCAGGUUAUCUCGCUUAGAAGAACUCCAUGUAUUGGAAAGCUUUGGUGAGUGGGAGGUCGAUGAAGGAUCAAAAAGAGAUGGUAGUAGUAAGGCUUGUUUGUCUAAGGUGGCAUCCUUGACUCGUUUGACAAGGGUUGAAUUAGUGGUAUCAAACAUAGAAUGCCUCAUGAGUUCCAACACCCCCAUCUCAUUGCAAUUGCAAUUGGGUGCACAAAACUUGACCCAUUUUUGUAUUUUGUGCUCAUUCAAUCCAAUGCAGGUGGAAUUUGCAAGAAGGGAAUAUGAUAUCCCCAUUGAAGGUAAUUAUGAAGCUACGAUGUUAUUUUUGGAAAUAAAAAUCCCUAAUAAACUUUCCAAUUGGGGUAAGGUGUUGUUGGGACGAACAGAGCGUGUAAUUCUUUAUGACUACCAUGGUCCAAAGUCCAUUUAUUCACAACUUAGUGGACAGGGGAGUGGUCUAAACAACUUGCGAUAUCUCAGAGUUAUAUCAUGCGAGGAUGUGGAGCAUAUUUUGAUUGUUGAUCAUCAUCAUCAUCAUCAUCAGGUAGAAGAAGGGGUUGUCCCGGCCCCUAUAAUCGCAUUCAACAGGUUGGAAGUAUUAUGGUUGGAUAACUUACAGAACUUGAGGAAAAUCUGUCAUGGACCUUUUCAAAAGGGAACCCUGGAGAACCUAAGGAUCCUAAGUAUUUGGGGUUGUCACAAUUUGAAGCACAUCUUUCAAAUGAGUAUGGCUCAGGGUCUCCCACAAUUAGAAGAAAUUGAAAUUGGUUAUUGCAAUGAUAUAGAGGAAAUAUUUAUGAAGAAUGAAGGCGGAGAAGACAAGGAGGAGAAGGGUAAGGUGGUGGCGGUGGUGGUGCUUCCUCGAUUAAGGAUUCUUUGA